UCCUUGGGAAAGGCCGUGGCGAGCCCAGACUCUGGGCAGCGUGCUCCCUCCGCUACUCCUGUGCCGGUGCCUCCGGGUUCUGCCACCGGGUUCUGCCGGCUCCAGCGCCUCCUUUUCAGAGCUGUGGUUCGCUUCUCUUUCUGCAGCUCCGUCCAGAAGAUUCCGCCAGCACAGGAAAGGACUUUGUGAUGCGACAAACAGGACAGCGUGGACUCUUGUGCCCCUACUGUCCUGUUGCUACAUUCAAGUCGGGGCAGGGGUGUCCCCUGAAGGAGGACCAGCCGCACUGUGCCCGCUCCUCCCCGGCCAGCCCUGGUCACCUGUCACCCUGCAGCACCCAGCCUGUGUGUCACCAGUUUACACAUCCAAGCACACUGGGAAGUUGCAGUCCAGAGCCUGGGAUGGGGAAGUGGAUACAGCCAGGUGGCCGCCGGGGAAAGAUACAGCCCGGAGGAGAGGUCAGCCGCCAGCUGCGAGCCCCCCACCAGCCACAGCCAUGAGCAGCUGGAGAAAGGACCCCCUCGGCGGCGGCAGCUCCGAGCCCCUCAAGGUCGUCAUCAUCGGCAAUGGUCCCUCGGGCAUCUGUCUGUCCUACCUGCUGUCGGGCUACACCCCCUAUGUGAAACCGGACGCCGAGCACCCACACCCACUCCUGCAGAGGAAGCUCGCCGAGGCCCCGGGGGUCUCCAUCCUGGACCAGGACCUGGAUUACCUGUCUGAAGGCCUCGAAGGCCGGAGCCAAAGCCCUGUGGCCCUGCUCUUUGAUGCCCUCCUGCGCCCAGACACAGACUUUGGGGGAAACAUGGAGUCCGUUCUCACCUGGAAGCACCAGAAGGAGCGAGCCAUCCCCCAUGUGGUCCUCGGCCGGAACCUGCCCGGGGGAGCCUGGCAUUCCAUUGAAGGCUCCAUGGUGACGCUUAGCCAAGGCCAGUGGAUGGGGCUCCCGGACCUGCCGGUGAAGGAGUGGAUGCGUAGGAGGCGAAGAGGUCUCCGCAACAGCCGGGCCACGGCCGGGGACAUCGCUCACUAUUACAGGGACUACGUGACCAAGAAGGGCCUGGCCCACAACUUCGUGUCUGGUGCCGUAGUCACAGCCGUGGAGUGGGGGAUGCCGGAGUCCAGCGGCUCCGGGGUCGGGGAGCCCGGCCCCCUCUUCCAGGUGAGCGGCUUCCUGACCACCGAGGACCAGAGCCGGCAGCCUUUCUCCCUGUGCGCCCGCAACGUGGUGCUGGCCACAGGCUCAUCGGACAGCCCGGCCCGGCUGGGCAUCCCUGGGGAGGACCUGCCCUUUGUCCACUACGAGCUCUCGGCCCUGGAAGCAGCCACGCGGGCAGGCGCAGUGAGCCCAGGCUCGGACCCCGUCCUCAUUGUGGGCGCAGGGCUCUCGGCCGCCGACGCAGUCCUGUACGCCCGCCACUACAACAUCCCCGUGAUCCACGCCUUCCGCCGGGCCGUGGACGACCCCGGCCUGGUCUUCAACCAGCUGCCCAAGAUGCUGUACCCCGAGUACCACAAGGUGUACCAGAUGCUGCGGGAGCGGUCCGUCCUGUCGCCCGGCCCCUACGAGGGCUACCGCAGCCUCCCGGAGCACCGGCUUGUGCUCCUCAAGGGGGACCGCCAGGCCGUGCUGCAGGACCCAGGGGGGCUCCAGAAGGUCUUCGGAGUCGCCCUGGUGCUGGUGCUCAUCGGCUCCCACCCUGACCUCUCCUUCCUUCCCGCGGCGGGUGCGAACCUGGCCAUGGACCCUGACCAGCCCCUGAACGCCAAAAGGAACCCCAUCGAUGUGGACCCUUUCACGUACCAGAGCACCCACCAGGAGGGCCUGUACGCUGUGGGGCCACUGGCAGGGGACAAUUUUGUGCGUUUCGUGCAGGGUGGGGCCCUGGCUGUGGCCAGUUCCCUGCUGAGGAAGGAGGCCAGGAAGCCACCCUAGCGCCUGGCCUGGCCUCGUUGUACCCAGACCCUAACGAGGAAGGGAGGUUCCUACAGCCCUGCUGGACACCCCAGCGAGGGACGGGGGCCUCUCCUGGCAGGAGACAGGAGGGGCCCUGAGCCCAGGCAGCAGCCUCUCGGAUGAAGACGAGCAGGGAACCCAGGCUGCCUGGACUGGGACUAGUGCCCAGAGUGGGAACAGAGGCCGCAGGCCAUGGUAGGCUGUGAUUUAGGGAGAAAGCUGCUGGUACGCCAGCUGAGCACUGAGCCAAGAGGACUCCAGGCCCUACUCCUUCCAGAAUUGGGUCCCAAUUAAACCCAGUACCUGCCUCCA
Messenger RNA from Neogale vison (American mink), 2266 nucleotides. It is a transcript of the gene OSGIN1, whose product is annotated as oxidative stress induced growth inhibitor 1. The coding region runs from base 497 to 1933 and encodes 478 amino acids. The transcript is spliced from 8 exons. Lineage: Eukaryota; Metazoa; Chordata; Mammalia; Carnivora; Mustelidae. Gene Ontology annotation, molecular function: oxidoreductase activity. The record is from RefSeq and is a predicted model, not a curated record.